AUGUAUAGCGUAUCGUAUCAUGGACUACGAGAUAAACGGUAUACUGACAAGGGAGAAAAGUUACUAGAAGGCUUGAUCAUGACGGUCAGACCACCGGAAGUCGGAAAAUUUCUUUCUUUCGAUCAUCUAACAUUUUGGGUCGGUAAUGCUAAGCAGGCUGCUUCUUAUUACUGUACAUGCUUCGGAUUUGAACCAUUUGCGUACAGCGGGCUAGAAACAGGUGAAAGAAAUGUCGUUUCGCAUGCAGUGAAACACGAUAAGAUCAUCUUUGUCUUUCAAUCUGCUCUAAACCCUGGUAGUGAUGAAAUGGGCAAACACUUGGUUAUUCAUGGAGAUGGUGUUAAGGACAUUGCUUUUUCGGUUGAAGAUUGUCGUGGCAUUGUAGAGAAAGCAAGGCAGAAAGGUGCUAAAAUUGUUCGUGAACCUUGGGAGAAAAGCGAUGAAUUUGGAUCCGUGACAUACGCUAUUGUACAAACGUAUGGCGACACAACUCAUACAUUCGUUGAGAGAACUAACUAUAAGGGACCAUUCUUGCCGGGAUAUACGACCGACGUUUUCAGAAACCCACUUCUUGACACACUUCCAAAGCCUGGACUUCGAUUCAUUGAUCACGUAGUGGGUAACCAGCCUGAUGAUGAAAUGGUAACCAUUGCUGACUGGUAUGAAAAGAACUUGUUAUUUCAUCGUUUCUGGUCCGUUGAUGACAGCGUUUUACACACUGAUUAUAGCUCCUUACGAUCGAUUGUGGUUACAAACUACGAUGAAACCAUAAAAAUGCCGAUUAAUGAGCCCGCAUCGGGCAAAAGGAAGAGCCAGAUUGCUGAAUACGUAGAUUAUUAUGGUGGAGCAGGUGUACAACAUAUUGCUCUCAACACCAGUGAUAUCAUAAGCGCGAUUACAACUUUAAAGAGCCGCGGGGUAGAAUUCUUAGAAGUACCUGAUAGCUACUUUAAUAUGCUGAGAGAAAGAUUGAAAACAUCUCCCGUGAAGAUUGAAGAAUCUAUGGAUAAGCUACAACAACUGAAAAUCUUGAUUGAUUACGACGAUAAUGGCUACCUCUUGCAGAUAUUUUCGAAGCCAGUUCAAGAUCGCCCGACUUUGUUCAUUGAAAUUAUACAACGUCAUAAUCAUACUGGUUUUGGUGCCGGUAAUUUUAAAGCUUUAUUUGAAGCUAUUGAACGGGAACAAGACAAAAGAGGCAACUUGGUUUAACUUGAUUAUGCUUAAAUAUGAUAGAUUUAUCUGCUGCAAUCUAAAACAUUGGUUAAUCGUGUAAAAAAAGCGAUUCGUUAGUAAAAUGCAGCGUCAGAUAGUAAUAUAUAAUUAUUGCUACUAAAACUUAAGGAUAACUAAAGAUCUUAGACUAGCUGUCACUUGAUGGAUUAUUUUCGAUUGCAAAUUAUAUCUUUGUUUACAAAUGAUAAUAAAAUCUGUCUGGGCCGCUAGAAUAUUCUGUAGUUUCUAGUAAAAGUAAAUGUUUUGUAAAACAAAAUUUUUAAUGACAUGACAAGUUUCAUUGCGGCUUAUGUGGUUAGUAAGAUAGUGUAGUAGGUGGUUAUGAUAACGUUUUAUUCUUUUACUGUACUUUUUAGUUUUGGAUAGCAUUACAUGAAUGGAACAUAUGCAGUAAGAAUAUUCAUGUUAUGAUAAUCGUAAAGGUUAAGUACGGCAUUGCUGACCGGACGAAUGUGCAAUGGCUCAUGUCAGUCUAAAUAAGCUGGAAAACGUACCGUAAACUAUUGACUUUUAGGGAAAUUUAAAGGGUAGAGAUAAUCGAAUAAAAUUUCC
Molecule: messenger RNA, 1788 nt
Organism: Trichoplax adhaerens
Lineage: Eukaryota; Metazoa; Placozoa; Uniplacotomia; Trichoplacea; Trichoplacidae
Exons: 14
Coding region: 1-1212 (403 amino acids)
Biological process (GO): L-tyrosine catabolic process
Cellular component (GO): endoplasmic reticulum membrane; Golgi membrane
Molecular function (GO): 4-hydroxyphenylpyruvate dioxygenase activity
Source: RefSeq, a predicted model, not a curated record